GGUUAUUCGAACUUCAGACGUUGUAGCGAGAAGUUGCGUACGCGCACGUUCAAUUCCAAACGCUCCUUGUUUACAAUAAUUUUACUGACAGUUGCCACGUGCUCCCAAGUGUAUGAGGUGGGUUAUUGAUUAUUUUAUAGCUCAAAUUGCGCGAGUCACAAGUUAUCCAGUUUAAUUUAGAAUAGGUACUUGUUAAAGGUGCAGAAAUUUGGAUUCACACAUUAAGGUGUUAAAAAAGUAACAUCUUCAAAAUAGGCUACUACGAUAAGGAUCUUAAAAUGACUCUACAAGCUGCAGAAUCACCUGUCAGAUAUGGUAUACCUCUAGAAUGGGAACGAGUUUCUUAUUACAGGAACGAACUUUCACAUACGUACGAUGAAGAUGAACUACCCAGAGAUCCCAGACAAUGGACACGAGAAAACGUUGCAGAAUGGUUAAGACACGUGAUGUCAGUACACAAUCUCCCAGAAAUACCACCCUCAAGAUUCCUAAUGAACGGAAAAGCUCUUUGCCUGAUGUCACCCAGUAUGUUCCUCAGCAGAGUUCCUUUAGGUGGUAAAUUACUAUACAAAGAUUUCCAGUUAAGAUUAUGCGCAGCUCUGUAUUCGAGAAGUUAAAUUGGUUGCUACGUGGAUUUAUUUAUUAUUAUUUUAAGAAGAAUUUUUAUACUUUAAUAACAUUGGAGAGUGUAACAAUAGUUUGGCAUUACUUAGACCCAAAUGCAUUUUCUGAUUUAUUACGAAACCUGUACUAGUCCAGGCUACCAAGGUUAAAAUGAGGUUUAACCUCCGGUUUCCAUGAAUCUGCAUCGAUUUGCAUGAAAAUUCGGAAUUAAGCUUGACUUAUGGGUGAAAACUACCCCUUAUUGCAAAAAAUCAAUAAAAUCAUAAAUAUAAGCAUUUAAUGAGUAGAAAAAUAGGUUUGAAUAAAAGUUGUUUAAUGCUUCAAUAUAUUAUUUAUGAUUUUUAUAACCUACUUGAUGUAUUUCAUCCAUUAUAAAGCACCCCCGGUUAAUAUAAAAUUUUAAAAAAUAUUAUUUAAUUACUUUAUGGUACCUUACUUAUAUUAAAUUGACUCUUUUGUUUGUGUUUAACUCAAAUAAUUUGCGACCCAAAUGUUCAACCAUCAUAAAUCAUUCCUUAUUUCGAAAAAAAUUGAAAAAAAAAUAUUUAUAGACGUAUUGGUUCUUUUUGAUGAUUUAUUUAUUCAAAUAAAAAUCUUUUCAUCUGUUUUGACUUGAAUAUUUUGUAUUUAUAAUUUUCAAUCCCUAUAAAUCAUCCCCUAUUUCGGAAAAAAUUGAAAAAAAAAUAUUUACUGACGUACUUAUACAAUUUUUUAAUUUAUUUAUUUCAAAUUGACAUUUUUUUAUCUCCUAACUUGAAUUUUAUGUAAUUAGAAUUUUUAACCCCUAUAAAUCAUCCCUUAUAACAAAAAAAUGAAAAAAUUAUGCACAAUAUUUAUAUACUUCCAAAAUCUACCUGCUCCAAAAUUUAAAAGUAAGGUGUAUUUCGUUUUUUGGACAUAUCUCCGAUAAUUUUCAAGCAAAUUAAUUGAUCAAAACGUAGAUUUAUGGAGAAUUUUAUAACCCAUAAGUUUAUAAACGUUUCAAAUUUCUUUAGCACUCAUAUUUUUUAAAAGGCAAACGUUUAAAAGGUUCGAAAAUUGUAUCAGCCAGAUGUUGAGGUACGAUUUGUAAGGUCAUAUCUCAGUUAUUUUAGAAGUUAGAAAAAAUUUAAUAAAGCAAAAUAUUUGUUACAAAAAAUUUUAACUUUUUGUUCUGUAUCGAUUUUAUGUAUAUCUAAUAGUUUUUCAGAAAUUUUGAAAAAACGAUGAAAUUUUUAACAAUUUCGAAAAUAAUUUUUCGACUUUAAACAUAAUUUUGUUUGAAAUCAAGCAUUCUAAAUCGUUCAAACUUCCAGAAAUCAUUAUUAGUACGUAAAUAAAGUAAAUCAUCACUUUAUAUUUUUAUUACCAUUUAGGGAGGUAAGGUUGAAAUUGAGGUUUUAUUCUACAAAAAGAAUAUAAAUUUAUUUGAUUUCGGCCAUAACUUCCUUAGUUCUUAUACUAAAGAGUUAUACUGUUAUAUUAACUCUCAUUUUGAAGCUUUUUAAAAGUAGUUUGAAAAAUAUAUGCAAUUACGUCGAAAAGUUUACCGUCUUUCCGUUACUCGACGUUGAAUUUUUAAAAAAUUUUCAUUCAAAAAAUUUCAACCUUUAAUAAAUGAUAACUCAGUUUGUAUUAUGCCUAAAGCAAAUUUAAAAAAAAAUAAUUUCUUUGUUUUUUAUAAACUUCAUUUUUGUUUCUUACACUUUUUCUGGUAAAAUCAAAAGUAUUCGAGUCAUUCAUGAAAAAUAUUUUUUUUGACUGAAAAUCCCAAGUUUUCAAUCGUGAUUAACUAAAAAUCUAUUGAUUUUUCAAAAAAAAAGCUUAGAACAUUUUUUUUUGAAAAGUUGGUCAAUUUCCGCGGUUAUUUUCAACAUAACAAUUUUCACUCCCUAGUUGGGGUGGAACACACCCCUAAAAUCGAAGCAGAUUCAUGGAAAUCGAAGGUAAAAACCUAUGUAUCCUGGACAAUAUGUAUCUUGAACACAAACAUACAAAUGAUUUCUCUACGUUGUGAGUCUGGACAUAAGGACUUGUUCAUUGGACAUCUUCUAGGUCCUGAUUUUGUAUAAUAUCAGAAAAGAUUUAAUUUUAUGUUCAUCUACCUCAGUAUUAAAACUGUUGUUUUAUGAAAAUGAUGUAAAAUAUGACUGACUUCUAUGUAAUAAGUGUAAUAAUUUGUAUAUUUUGUUUGGCCUAGUCAUGUAUAUAUAUAUAUAUAUAAAACUGAAAAUAUAUUGAUUUAAAAAAC
This is a messenger RNA of Diorhabda carinulata, 2854 nucleotides long. It is a transcript of the gene edl, whose product is annotated as transcription factor ETV7. The coding region runs from base 279 to 617 and encodes 112 amino acids. Gene Ontology annotation, molecular function: sequence-specific DNA binding. The record is from RefSeq and is a predicted model, not a curated record. The transcript is spliced from 3 exons. NCBI's taxonomy places the organism in Eukaryota, Metazoa, Arthropoda, Insecta, Coleoptera, Chrysomelidae.